This is a messenger RNA of Aspergillus alliaceus, 1227 nucleotides long. Its product is annotated as nucleotide diphosphatase. The coding region runs from base 1 to 1227 and encodes 408 amino acids. The record is from RefSeq and is a predicted model, not a curated record. NCBI's taxonomy places the organism in Eukaryota, Fungi, Ascomycota, Eurotiomycetes, Eurotiales, Aspergillaceae. The transcript is spliced from 2 exons. Gene Ontology annotation, molecular function: protein dimerization activity; nucleoside triphosphate diphosphatase activity.
AUGCCGUCUGCACAACCACCAGCAUCCCUCGCAUCUAGCUCGUCUGAGCCCUCAUGUUCUCCUGUUCCAGGCGCAAUCAACACUGCGGACGACCGCAAUGACCGUUCUUCAUCCACCCCUACCGCCGCAUCAUCCAAGCAAGCCGGCUCAGGCAGCGUCCAAGACAAGGAUAAGCCGCGCCUGACGGAACAAGAGAAGAAAAACAACCAUAUCGCAUCGGAACAAAAGCGCCGUGCAGCGAUCCGUGAGGGCUUCGAUCGCCUCACGGAGCUCGUCCCGGGUCUAGAAGGCCAGGGCCGGAGCGAAAGCAUUGUGUUGAAAAAGACAGUGGACUUCAUUCAUGUGAAAUUGCAGGAGAGACAGGAGCUCAUCUCCGAGAUUGAGCACAGAGGGGGACGCAUUGACGAUAUAGACUCAAAAACCGCCCUCGUUACCCAACAAGACCCAAUCGACCCCCCACCAGCCUACGACGCAACAAGCACCGUCCCAGCACGCGCCCCCCUACCCCGCCCACCACCACUCUCCCUCCCCGUCCUCAACGACCUCCGCAACAAACGCGUAAUCCUCGCCUCCCAAUCCCCGCGCCGCCGCCAAAUCAUGUCCUUCCUCGGCCUGCCCAACCUAGAGAUCAUCCCGUCCAACGCCGAAGAAGAUUUCCCUAAGACCAUGGAGCCGUUCGAGUACGUGCUCGCCACAGCCACGAAGAAAGCCCAGGCGGUCUACGAGCAAGAGAUCCAGAACGAGGAGAAGGGCGAGCCGGCGCUGAUCCUCGCGGCCGAUACCAUCGUCGUGGAUACGGCUGCCGGAACGAUUCUCGAGAAGCCGCGCUCUGAGGCCCAGCAUAUCGCCAUGCUGAAGUCGCUGCGGGAUAAUCGCGAUCAUCAGGUCUAUACGGCCAUGGCGGCUAUGGCCCCGUUGGCUAGUGCGCGGUUGCCGGGGUAUGCGCUUGAGACGGCACUGGAGGAGACGAAGGUGCGGUUUGAUGGGGAAGUGACGGAUGAGUUGAUCUUGGCGUAUGUGCGGACGAGGGAGGGGGCGGAUAAGGCGGGUGGAUAUGGAUUGCAGGGUUUGGGGUCGAUUCUGGUGGAGAGUAUUGAGGGGAGUUGGGAUAAUGUGGUUGGGUUGCCGUUGAAGUCGGCUUUGAAGUUGAUAGAGAGGGUGGUUGAUAAGGCGGAUGACGAUGAUCGAUUGUCGGAGGGCGUUUCGGAAGAAGAGGAGGAGAAUUAA